Anolis sagrei ordinatus is the source of this 4903-nucleotide messenger RNA. It is a transcript of the gene LDLR, whose product is annotated as low density lipoprotein receptor. Gene Ontology annotation, molecular function: calcium ion binding; protein binding; hormone binding. Gene Ontology annotation, cellular component: apical plasma membrane; signaling receptor complex; plasma membrane. The record is from RefSeq and is a predicted model, not a curated record. Lineage: Eukaryota; Metazoa; Chordata; Lepidosauria; Squamata; Anolidae. Gene Ontology annotation, biological process: receptor-mediated endocytosis.
GGAGGAGCGCGAGGAAAAAGAAGCCUGGCGCCGGCCGCGUGCGCAAAGCAGCCAGUCAGAGAGAGCGCGCGCGAGAGAGGCAGAGAGAGCGGCACGCGCCCACUCCUCACAGCAGACUCACCUGAGGGAGGAAAAGACUCCAAAGAAGGGUGUUUGAAAAGACUGUGAAGCCCACCAUGAGCCCACUUGAAGCGACCCACGUCGCCCUGGCGGUCUUCCUCCUCAGCAUCCUCGACCACGUUUCUGGCAACGCUGUGAGUUUAUGUGGCAGGAACGAGUUUCAGUGUGGGAAUAGAGAUUGCAUCCCUUACAAAUGGAUUUGUGAUGGCAAAGCUGAAUGUCAAGAUGGUUCUGAUGAGUCUCUGGAUACCUGCAAAUCUGUUACCUGUGAUCCAGGCCAGUUCAGCUGUGGUGGCCGCAUAAAUCGUUGCAUCAAUAUGAGCUGGCGGUGUGACUCUCAAACUGAUUGUGAAAAUGGUUCUGAUGAAGAAAACUGCCCACCUAAAACCUGUGCAGAUAAUGAAUUUCAAUGCAAAAAUGGGAAUUGUAUUACUCUGGACUUUGUCUGUGAUGAAGACCGUGACUGUGAAGAUGGGAGUGAUGAAGAACACUGCUCUCCCCCAACCUGUAACCCCGAAAUGUUUCAUUGCAACAGCUCAGAGUGCAUCCCUAAACUCUGGGCCUGCGACAAUGAUGCAGACUGUAAGGAUGGGUCGGAUGAAUCACCAGCGCUCUGUGGGAAGCAAGUGACCAACCCCUGCUCCCCAUUGGAGUUCCACUGUGGCAGUGGCGAAUGCAUCCAUCAGAGUUGGCAGUGUGAUGGUAGCUUUGACUGCAAAGACAGAUCAGAUGAGGCAAACUGUGCAAAAGCCACGUGCCGACCAGAUCAGUUUGAAUGUAAUGAUGGCACUUGCAUCCACGGAAGCCUUCAGUGCAACAAGGAGAAUGACUGCAAAGACAUGAGUGAUGAAGUUGGCUGUAUCAAUGUGACAACAUGCACAGGACCAAAUAUAUUUAAAUGUGGCUCUGGCGAAUGUAUCACUAUGGACAAAGUCUGCAAUGGCCUGAAGGACUGCAGGGAUUGGUCUGACGAGCCCCUCAAGGAGUGCCGAACCAAUGAAUGUCUGGCCAACAAAGGUGGUUGCUCCCACAUAUGUAAUGACCUCAAGAUUGGAUAUGAGUGCUUAUGUCCUGAAGGCUUCCAGUUGAUUGACCAAAGAAAAUGUGAAGAUAUCAAUGAGUGUCUCAACCCUGAUACCUGUAGUCAAAGCUGUGUGAACCUGGAAGGAAGCUAUAAGUGUGAAUGUAAAGAAGGCUACCAGAUUGACCCUGUGACAAAGACGUGCAAAGCCAUCGGUACCAUUGCAUAUCUUUUCUUUACCAAUCGCCAUGAGGUCAGGAAGAUGACUCUGGAUCGCAGCGAGUAUACAAGCCUGAUCCCCAAACUCAAAAAUGCAGUGGCCUUGGACAUGGAAGUUGCCAACAACAAAAUCUACUGGUCUGACAGCUCUCAGAAAAAAAUAUUUAGCACCCCAAUAGAUACAGCUCACAACCACUCCCACCAUACUACAGUGAUUGAUAGUGGCAUCCGAUUCCCAGAUGGCCUAGCAGUUGAUUGGAUACACGGCAACAUUUACUGGACUGACUCAGGGCUGGGCAGUAUCUCUGUGGCCAACAGCGACGGCUCAAAGAGGAAGAUGCUGAUCAAGGAACUUGGUGCCAAGCCACGGGCCAUUGUGGUGGAUCCAGUUCGUGGAUUCAUGUACUGGACUGACUGGGGCAUAUCUGCUAAAAUUGCCAAAAGUGGUUUGAAUGGAGUGGACAACUUUCCUUUGGUGACAGAAGGCAUUCAGUGGCCUAAUGGAAUAACACUUGAUUUGGUCAACCAGCGUCUCUACUGGGUAGACUCCAAGUACCACUCCGUAUUCAGCAUUGGUGUGGAUGGAGGAAACAGGAAGACCAUUCUUAUGAAUGAGGAGAAAUUGGCUCACCCUUUUGCCAUCACAGUCUUUGAGGAUAAAGUGUUCUGGACUGAUGUCAUCAAUGAAGCUAUUUUCAGCGCCAACCGCUUGACGGGCUCAGAUAUCACCAAGGUGGCACAGGACCUGUUUUCACCAGAGGAUUUGGCUCUUUUCCACUCUGUGCGGCAACCAAAAGGUGUGAACUGGUGUGAAAGGAGUGGCGUCACCAAUGGAGGUUGUCAGUACCUAUGCCUUCCUGCCCCACAAAUCACCCUCCAUUCUGCCAAGUAUACCUGUGCCUGUCCUGAUGGCAUGUACCUAGCUAAAGACAUGAGGAGCUGCACAACAGAUCCUGUUGUUCCCAGCACCAUAGCUCCUGUCCCCACUGCCCCAGCUCCUGUUCCUGAUAUCCCAGUUCCUGUCAAUGUCACAACUCGGCCGCCCACCACAACAAGGAUUACACCUAAGACUCCAAGGAUGAGAAAUGCAUCUGUUCCUAGCAUCUCUGAACAUACCACCCAAGAAAUGGUCACUCUUUCUCAGAAAGCUCGAAAUGGGAUUGCUGCAGAAAUAGAUGGGGCCAGACAGAGGGGCCCACCAGCGCUUUCUAUUGUCCUGCCAUUAGUCCUGAUUUGUCUAGUCUCUUUUGGGGCUUAUCUUGUUUGGAAGAAUUGGCGGCUCAAGAAUACCAACAGUAUCAACUUUGACAACCCCGUCUAUCAGAAAACAACAGAGGAUGAGAUUCACAUUUGUCGGAGUCAGGAAGGGUACACAUACCCAUCGAGACAGAUGGUCAGCCUGGAGGACGAUGCGGCAUGAACCUGUUUCAACCCCUGAAGUGCCUCUCUCCAGAAUUUGCUGCUUAUUUUCAGGAGGAGAACCUGUGUGCCCAGCCUCCAGUUCUCUCAGCCGUCCAACACCACUUCCUGAGUGACUUGGUGGACCUUUUUGCCCACUAUCUCUAUUAUUAUUUGUUGUCUUUUAAGAAAGGGCGUUGGUCAACUGCUGUCUAUGGAGGACAUUGCAAAUGAAGCUUGGCAGUUUUGUUGGGUUUUUACUUUUUUUGUAUAUUUAUUUUUUUCUUCUUCUUGCAUCCAGUGCUGCCAAGAUGCACUGCAGUGUCUGGUUCUCCUUACUCUGGGCAAGGCCACUGUUUUCUCAGUCAUGAAGGAGAGUAAGGAUUUGACAAAAGAAGAGAAGGCUCUUCUCUGUACGCACUGCUUGGUGUCUCAGGGUCUUCUCAGGGGCUGGCCUUUGUGCCCUGCUGCUUGACUUCGAAAGGCAGGCUGGAGGCCACCAGGGAAUGAAGAUGAGGCCAGAAGCCAAGCCUGGCUUGUCUGUGAGCCUCGGGAGCUUUUCCUGGGAAGUGGAGCUCAGCCGUCCAUGUGCAGACCACAAGAAAUGUGUGACUUUGUUCUCUCUGGUUCCAAAGAAAAUGCAAAACAAAACACAAAGCUCAAGGCCCUGUAUGUCCUAUUUGGAUCCAGGGCUGCCGGUUCCUCUUCUAUCUUUCCCUGUCAGCCCAUCUUGCACUUUUGUUUAGUUUUUCUUUGGUCCUGUUCAUGAUCUGUGUAGCCUUAUGGUCUUAUAUAACGGUAUUUGCACUUGAUCUGGGUCUCUCUGGCCCCUGCGUGCCAGGAGGAUAAGUGGAAACCAUCCAACACAAACCAAUGAGACAAAUAAGCUGACUGUAGGGGAAGGGCAAAGGGGAAGAGCUCUGCAUUGACUUGGUGCAGGCCCUCUGUAUGGACAUGGGACAAGUCGAUUGUGCUGGCCAAGAAACCAGGAAACUGAAGCCAUUCCUCCUGCGUGUUCUAACUUGACCACAGGUUUUGCAGUUGCCUUAUGCUGCUCCUCUUGGUAUCAGAAUCUUUCACAGCUUUCUCUUGUCUUCAACUUUGCUUUGCUUGGCAUACACUCACUUACCUCUUGAUUUAUGAACGGAAGGGUUUUUUAUAUGUGGCUGUGAGGAGGGAAGUGGGGGAAAUGAAGAGUGGACUCUCCCCUCUUCCACCUCUCACUGUCCUCUCUGAUUCUGCACUUUAGAAAGGAAUGAAUAUAUUUUGUAUGUGUCACUCCGGCAGCUUUCGUGGGUGAAAGUGUUGGGUGGCCAGUUUUCUAAAGCAGGUUGAAUCGGAGCUGGUGUGUUCUUCUGCUACUCACUGACAUUUCUGUGACAAUAAAUGCCCUGACCACUAACAAUUCAAAAAAAUGCUGUAAACUGAUAUAUACACAAAGUAGAAUCUGUACAAAUUCAGGGAUAGCGGUGUAGUUCAGUCCUCUCCAAAAGAGGACUACAUUUCAUUUAUUCACCCAUUUCCGCCAUAAUUGCAAGCAAAUGUUGGCAGCAUUCUUGAAUGAAUAAUUGGCAACGUUAUAUUGUUGGCCUAGCAGAGCCAAAUUCCCUAACGUUCAUGGCGCAAAGCACUACAUAGUAUACCAAGCAGAAUCAGUCAAAAUGUUUUUAUUUGAAGCUGUGAAAGAUUCCGACCUCUUUCUUGUAAUUGUCAAGUGUGUAAAUAAUGUAUAUGUACAAUGUUGAGAUAUCUAUAUUUCCUUUGCACAAAAGUUGCCUUGUCUAUUUGUACAUAUGUGCAUAAAAUAUAUGAGUUAUUUAUUUAAGUUUAUAUUCUUACAGUUGCUAAUUUGGCUCUCUCAACAAAUCUCUUCCUCUGAUUAUGCCUCUGUCAUUCUUUGUGAUUCAAACAAAACUUGGAUGGAUAAAAUAAGUGUGUGUGUAUGUAUGUACGUCUGAGGGCAGAUCAACUGUGAUUACAUAAAGAGCAACCCUAGUCUGGAACAAAUCUGUGAAUAUAAUGUAAGACAUGCACUUGAGAAAGUGUACUUUUAAAAGAGAAUGUUUUAUACACUGUUACAUCAAACUGUUUAGAUCUCUUGUCCUACAUUGAUGCUUUGAUUAAUAAAUCAUACUUACUUGCUGC